Molecule: messenger RNA, 6674 nt
Organism: Dermacentor albipictus
Lineage: Eukaryota; Metazoa; Arthropoda; Arachnida; Ixodida; Ixodidae
Gene: rt
Product: Protein O-mannosyltransferase rt
Biological process (GO): protein O-linked glycosylation via mannose
Cellular component (GO): endoplasmic reticulum; membrane
Molecular function (GO): dolichyl-phosphate-mannose-protein mannosyltransferase activity
Source: RefSeq, a predicted model, not a curated record
ACCGGUAUACACUGCUAUAAACCGGUGUCGGUCACCGAUGUUCGGUAUUCAGCAGGAACGCUCCUAGCAGCCUCUUCUACGACUGCUAGUUGAUUCAGUGGGCACAGAACGCGUUUGCGCAAGCUGUCGCCGUGGCGGGCUGUGGCCUCCGCUGUCACUUCACAAAGGCGAUCGCUAGACUACAUGCAAUCACGCACAGACGUGCAUCACAGAACAUGCGUGCAUCAGGUGCAUACCAAAAGUGAAACAGCGGAAGUAGCCGUCAAAAGGGGUCAAAGCGCCAUGUGACCUGUGAUGUAGUUCCGCUAGCCAAUAUGGCUGCCACGUGGUGGAGGCUUUGCGUACGGUACGGUGUAUUUAGUAUCUGAUGCUUGGGCAGGUGGUAGUUCGGAUAUUUAAUGGAAUUCGCCAUACAUUUACUGUAGUUGCUACACUUAUUACUCGUAAGUGCCAACAGUACUUUACAUAACGCUGGAACAUGAGCGAGGUGAAAAGUAGAAAAAGAAGCGCAGCGAAAGCGGCCGCUGACUCGGAGAGCUUGUCAUCUGUUGAAGUGCUUGAAGGGAGCGACGACCCCAGCAGCGCUAACGGUACGCUUCGUCACGACGGUGCCGCAAAAGUAGUAUCAGAGGUUCCUCGUACGGAAACGAACAGCGCAGUUAGUUACUUGAGCUCGUGGCUAAAUGGCUCCUCCAAAGCUUUCACGGUCAAGAUCGAAAUUGAUGCAAUGUCUGUGGCUCUGUUUUUCCUGGCGCUCCUGACAAGAAUGUGGAGACUAGAAUAUCCACGAAGCAUCGUAUUCGACGAGUUGCAUUACGGAAAAUUCGCAAGCUUGUACAUGAAAAAUAUUUUCUUUUUUGAUUCACAUCCUCCUCUUGGAAAGCAGUUGGUUGCACUAGCAGGAUAUCUGGCAGGCUUCGAUGGCGACAGUGAAUUUGACAGGAUAGGUGGGAGUUACAGUGCAUCAGUCCCAUUGUGGGCUUUACGACUUGUGCCAGCAUUGUUUGGCUCACUGUUGGUGCCUGUCACUUACCACCUUGCACUGUCACUUGGUUUGGCCCAAGUGUCAGCAGCCUUGGCUGCCAUACUUGUACUUUUUGAGAACUCUCUUCUUACCCAAUCACGGUUUGUCCUCAUGGAAGCCAUCCUGAUGUGCUUCUCAGCACUGGGCCUGCUUGCUUUGCUCAAGUUCCGGAAACAGAGAUCAUUCACAUUCUCUUGGUGGCUAUGGUUGAUCCUGUCUGUCUCAUUUCUCACGUGUUCCAUGUGCGUCAAGUACAUAGGCAUUUUUUCUAUGCUUUUAGCAGUCUACAUAAUGGCUAGAGAUUUUUGGAAAAUGCUUGGAAACAGCUCUCUCUCAGAUGGAAAACUGUGGGCACACUUCAUUGCGAGGGCAACUGUGAUGACAGUGGUGCCUCUAAGCAUCUACCUUGGUGUGUUUUAUGUGCAUCUGAGCCUCCUUACUAGGGCAGGUCCUCAUGACAAUAUUAUGACGAGUGCUUUCCAAGCAAGCCUUGAGGGAGGAUUGGCAUCCAUCACUAGAGGCCAACCUUUGUCAGUGGUCCACGGCUCACAGAUCACCUUACGGCACACACAUGGUCGUGCCUGCUGGCUACACUCGCACCCACAUGUUUACCCGGUCAAGUACCCUGAUGGCAGAGGCAGCUCACAUCAGCAGCAGGUGACAUGCUACAGCUUCAAAGAUGUCAACAACUGGUGGAUAGUCAAGCGUCCAUCAAUAAAGGACAUAGUUGUCUCAGACCCUCCGGAUGUUAUCAAGCAUGGUGACAUUGUUCAGCUCAUUCAUGGCAUGACAAGUCGGGCAUUAAACAGCCAUGAUGUUGCUUCUCCAAUGUCACCUCAGCACCAGGAAGUAUCAUGCUAUAUUAAUUACAACAUAUCUUUCCCAUCGCAAAACUUGUGGAAAGUGGACAUUGUGAACAGAGACACAGAAGGUGACAUCUGGCAUACCAUACAUUCGCAUGUGCGACUAAUUCAUGUAAACACAUCCCAAGCUUUGAAGUUCAGUGGCAAACAGCUUCCUGACUGGGGAUUUCACCAGCAUGAAGUUGUCACUGAUCGUUUUCUUUCUCAAGAUGAUACGGUGUGGAAUGUAGAAGAGCACCGUUAUACGAAAAAUUCCGAUGAAAAGGAAAGAGAGCGUGACAUGGUCUCAGCAGAAUUUGUGCCACUGCAGCCUACGCACUUGACAUUCUUCCAGAAGAUGUGGGAGCUUCAGUACAAAAUGUUAUUAGUAAACCAGGAGAAUGUGCAGGACCACGUGUACAGCUCUGAACCAAUGGAAUGGCCACUAAUGGUUCGUGGCAUUGCAUACUGGAUUAGUCCCGUCACCAAUGCCCAGAUUCACUUGGUUGGGAAUGUGGUUACUUGGUAUACGGCCACAGUCUGCCUCCUCCUUUAUGUGCUCAUCUUUUGUUUUUAUCUUCUGAGGCGACAGCGGCUGGUCUGUGACAUUCCUGAAGAUACAUUUGAGAAGUUCAGAUUUGGAGGAGAGCUGUGCGUUGUGGGCUAUGCCAUGCACUUGGUGCCAUAUUUCUUUGCUGACCGGACACUGUUUUUGCACCACUACCUGCCCGCACUGCUGUACAAGAUCCUUGGCAUCAUCGUCGUGCUGGAGCACCUUGACUAUGUCCUCUGCCAUGUCAUCAAGAAGAAGUGGAUACAGCUGGGAUUCUAUACUUCUGUUAUCAUCUGGCUGCUGGGUGUCAUCUACGUGUUCUGGCGUUUCUCUGUAUUUUCAUAUGGUACAACUGCCCUGUCAGCACAGGAUGUACUGGACCUAAAGUGGAGGGACUCUUGGAGCUUCAUCAUUCACCGUCCUUGAUUUGUAUUCCUGUAUGGAAUCUGUAGCCUUCUUGUUACUGGAAGGGAUCCUUUGUCAUAGCGUUCUUUUUUUUUAAGCCAAAUUUUGAAGUGUAAGAACCCCAGUCAGACUGGCAAAUUUAGUAUCACUUUGAGCAAGUGCACCGCGUUUUCAUUAAGUGCCAUUUUGUUGACACAAGGCUACACAGCAAAACAGUGUUUGGAAUUGGAUACUAAAAAGGCAUUUGAAAUAAUUGCUACUAUAUGAGAAGUAGUAAUUGAUGUUGCUUUUUUAUUGUAUAGAAAGAACUUCUUGAAUGGCAUUUGCAGAAACUGCUGGGACAGCACCACCACCAAGCACCAAGGAAGUUUUUUUAUUUGCUGUAGUACAUGCAGGGCAGAAUGUAAUAGCAGUGGCCACUGAAAUUGAGCAGUGGAAGCACAAGAUAUUUCGUUGAUUGAAACAGAUGCAAUUGGAACAUUACCUGUAAAAAAGUACCUAAUUUGUUUCCAGUUUUCCUUUACUCUUUCAACUGCCUUUGUCAAGGCCACACACUUGUAGCCUCGACACAUUUGUAGCCUGGUAAGUGAGUUUGCCACCCGCACUUAGAAAUGAGUGCACUCUGCUACAAGUGUCACUGGAGUUUCUCUUAUGACAUCCUCCAAUCAAGAGACACUUGCUCAAAGUCACUCUGAGUUUGCCUGUCUAACAGAUUGUUUAUCAAGUGGACAUUGUGGGUUGUGGUCUCUUGGAAAUAUUCUGAAAGAGGAAUAGAAACGCCCUCUGACUGACUUUUAAUGGUCUCACUUAGGGAAAAAAAAACUAAAUUUGGGUCAUUUAGGGACAGAGGGCAUUAUUUCUACAGUGAAUGUCUUGCAGACAGCUGGUUGGUGGCUAGACGCUGUUAAUUUACUGCAGUUUCGUGCAAGGGUGAAGCAAUAUAUGCCUGAUACUAGCGCACUACUAUAAGAAAUGACACCAUCCAGAACUUUAUUGCUCUUGUGGAUGCCUGACAUUUUCUUCUUCCUGUCCUGCUUUAUCAGAUGCCGACCAACCAUCUCAUGUUUUUAGAGAAUAUUUUAGGCAAGUUGCAUUAACACAUUGAUCAUCAUUUGUUGCACUGGCACUUGCAUACAACAUAUAUUGAGCCAUCUAAUACUUAAAUGUGCUUGGACAUUGUGGUCAGCACACUGCGGAGUCAUGAAACUUCACUAAUCUGUGUCCACUUGUAAACAGCAAACUCUUCUCCAGAAUCCUUGCUGCAAGAAAGGCACCAUACUUUAUGUUUAGUAUGGAAUGUUUGUGGGUCGAUGGUACACGUAUGAAUGUUUAUCUUUUACAAUGUUUGUUUUAUAGCUGGUGAGUUUUUGCACCAGAAACUUUAUUUUUACUCUUGAUAUAACACUUUACAGUGCAUGCCAGUGAACGUGUUUUGAUGAUUUAUUUACACAGGAAUUCUUGGACACUUAUUUUAGAUAUAUUUUAUGGCUGGGUGAUCUGAUGUUUCUUGUGUGGCACAUUUAUUGCCUGGUUUUAUAUUUUGUAGACUUUACAAGCUACAAUAGGCAUGUUACAAACCAUUUUAGAGUAAUUAGAAUGUAAUCUACAUUUAAUCAUUCUUUUAUUAAUUUAUUUUAAUGAUGUGUUUUUCUGUGUUCAUCGUUGAGAAAGUGUCUCGUUUGAGGCGUACAACUUUCAUACUCUAACUUUAUAAAUAGCAUGUUACCUAUAGCAAUAGUAUACUGAAAGCAAAAAACAGUGAACCUUAAAAAUUUAUUGUGGACUGUUAUGGGUGCCGUCGUGAAUUUGUUUACCUUUUGUCAUGUUCACUUUUUAUGGUAUGGACUUUACAAUCUGUGAAAAAGCAUGUAAAGAUGAGAAUCUGCUGACGGAUUUAAUUACUUUUUUGUGUGUUUGUUUGAAUGGACAUGUUCAUAUUCAUAAAAGCUUACUGGGACCGUUCUACAACCACUUGAUGGGGGAAACCUUCAUGCAGUAGUGCCACUGUUAGCAUGUUAUUUUUUUUUAGCAAGACCAGAACAAGAUCAAACAUACUGCACAUGUGCAUUUGCACGUUCGUUUCAACAUUGCAUUUUCUUUGAAAUAUGGGUUUCUGAUUUUUAAAGUGUAAGAAUCUGGAAAUAAUAUGCACUUGUUAAAAGUGAUUCGUAAUUUCUUCUAAAGACUUCAGGCACAUGAACUGGUCUUUAUUAUCCGAAGGCAUUGGGGCACCUUUCAUGAGAUUUUGGAGUGUAUGCACUUAACAUGAACUCUUUUCCUGAAAUGUUGAUGGGUUGGUUUUAUAAUUGUUUUCUUUAUACCUUUAAUGCUCAUUCAUUGUUUAGCCACCUUUGCUGUGAUUCUGUAUGGUCUAAAUUUUGAUAUAUAUUGUUACAGCAUUGUACUUAAUGUUAGUGAAACAAGCAACACUUCCAUUAAGAAAUAUUGUUUCUUUUAAGGUUGUGACAUUACAGAAAUAUAUGCACCUUUUACAAUGCACUGUCAGGCACUUCGAUACCACAGUAGUCUUGAAAUUGUUUAAUUUCAUCAUAGCCUGGCCAUGAAACACAAUUUAGUGCAAUGCAGUUGUUGCUUGCACAUGUGCAUAAGGCACCUUUUGGUUUCAUACUGAGUAUUCAGGCUGCAAAAUAAUUAUUUCUUUAAUGGUGCCUAUAUUGUUCAAACUUUAGCUCCUGACAGUACUUUUAUACCAGAGCAACGAAUGUACACUCUUUUUGGUGAAUGUUAUUGUGAGUUCUGUGCCUUCCUGCAAGUAAUAUAUCAGCAUAGUGUUACCGAGAGAGAAGCAACCUGCUAUGAGCUUGAAAGAAAGAUGUGUAGGAAUAUGAUUAUUGUGAAGCAAAAGUAUGCCAUAAAGAUGGCAUAACUCUUCGGAGCAUGUGGCAGUAAACCGUCUAAAUUUUAAAAAAGUUAUUCAAUACAGUGUGUAUAAAUGCCAUCAGUGCCUUUGUGAUGUUGAUCACAAAUGUUUCUAGGAAACCACAACCAUGUCUUGAGUUGAAUUUAUUCAAAUUUGUUGUUUACUUGGCAUGAGCUAAAAAAAUAGUAAAUUUUAUGGCAUUGCACUUUGAAGAAUGGGCUCUGCAACACCUAUUACCAAUGGAACUGUCUUACCCUGCAGAUUAAAGACACCUAAGGGGUCAAAAUUAACCUUAGCGCUCUGCCCACUACAUUGUCCCUCAAACUGUUGCUUUGAAAUCAAAAAACCCAUCUUUCUGUCUUUGAUGAACCAGUGAAUGUGUUCUUAACCAUUUAGACAUACCAUUUAGGUAAUGCCUUGCAUGUGUGAUUAUAAGGUAAUUAUGCACCCCGGUCUAGUAGAAAGGAUAAAUACUAUGAAAUUCUGAAAUGCAGGAGAGGGCAGACAGGUUUGUUGCAGAGGCCCUCUAAGGGACAGCUUGUCUGUCAGCCUUUCUUUUUUCUCACUCAGUAUGAUGUGAUAAAGUCAAGGAUCAAGUGUCACUUUCAAAACCAAGAAGUAAAUGUGAGCUACUAUGUAUGCAUGUCUCUUGUCAGUUUUCUCAAGUGACUUGUUUGUGCAAGUGCAUUGUCCAACUGCUAAGUGUCCUAAUUUAUUUGUUUUUUACGCAAUGUGUUCAUGCUGGUUGUCACUUCAUAUUGAAUGGGCCUGCUGUUGUAUGCAUAUUGAAUCUUGCUGUAGGCACAAAAAUGUUCACUUGAAUUUUCUGCAUUUAUUUCUAUGGUGUACAUGUGGUUGGCAAGAUUAAUUAUUCAUUCGAAUAACACUUCAAAGAAGUAGUGGUCAGGGGUGUAACAACUUGGUCUCACCAUCAAGGCCAUUAUUAAAGUGAAGCUUUCUUUGCCUCUU